AUGGUCACUAAAUUAGUAUUUAAAAAUAUAAGUGGUGGUGGUCUAUAUACAGCUCAUUCAUUAUCAUGGUCCAGAGUAAAGGAGCCUAAUCCAAACGGAAUAAUGCAUGCCAAAGUAUGGAUUCCUGAAGACCCUCGAGCCAACAAAGAAGGUGCUAACAGUUCAUCAUCUUCCUCUUUUAAUGUAUCGGAAUAAAUUUUGUUACGUAGAGGUGAUAAAAAAGAAAAAAGAUAUUAUUUUAAGUUGCAACACAAAUCCAUUUGUAGGUUUUAUAAGGGAUGUACAAGUGAUUUAAAAUUAUUUAAUCUAGUCAACUCUAGUCACAAGUAUUCGUACGGCAAAAAUAUUGUAAAUAUUAUU
Diabrotica balteata is the source of this 360-nucleotide messenger RNA. The record is from the annotation of a GenBank genome assembly. Lineage: Eukaryota; Metazoa; Arthropoda; Insecta; Coleoptera; Chrysomelidae.